AUGGCGUCUUCAGACGCCUCGCAGAUUCUAGCCGGAAUCAAAAGCCUCAUUGCCAACCCACCCCAAGAUAAAUCCACCCGUCUGGAGCUAUACGAAGCUAUUAAAGACCUGUCAACCGUAAUUGAAGAUCCUCAUGAUACCAUUUAUCGAGUCGCUUAUGCUCCGUUGAAUUUGACUUUUGGCGUUGUUGCGAGCAAUCUCAACAUCUUUGAGCUUCUCGCAAAAAGUGAAAAACCAUUAACGGUCACUGGUCUUGCAGAUUCGCAGAAAUGCGAUCCUGUACUUAUGGGAAGAAUAUUGCGAUUUCUCGCAUCCCAGAGAUUUGUCACAGAAGUCGAUGAGGAUACUUUCACAGCAAACAAUGUCACUCAGGCUCUGAGUAAACCAGGAUUCGCCGCAGGAAUGAGACACAACUUUGAGAGUAUCCUCCCAUGUCUCGUCAAAGUCCCUCAAUUCCUGGCCGACACCAAAUACACCAACCCCUCAGACGUCAUGCACAGCGCCUUUCAACUGGGUCACCAAACCGACCUCCCAGCCUUCAUUUGGGCACUUUCCCAACCCAAAAUGAUGGAAGACUUUCAUUUGUGGAUGGCUGCGGUAUAUGGAGAUCGACCAACCACCUGGUUAGAUGCAUAUGACCUCGCAAAACACUGUGAGGGAUCUACUGACGAGGAUGUGAUUUUCGUUGAUGUUGCGGGUGGGAUUGGUCAUCAGUGCGCUUUGCUUAAAGCGAAGCUGCCGGAGUUGAAAGGAAGGGUGAUUCUUGAGGAUUUGCCGAUGGUGACUCCUCAGGCGAUUCCAACUGCUGGGGUUGAGAAUAUGGGGAUUGACAUGUGGCAGGGGCAGCCUAUUAAAGGAGCAAAGACAUAUUACAUGCGCAUGAUUCUCCACGACUAUCCAGAUGACAAGGCCACUGCGCUCUUAAAAUUGACAGCCGAAGCGAUGACAGUAGAUUCCGUGCUUGUUAUUGAUGAAUUGGUGAUCCCCAAUAAGGGAGCUCAUGGCCAUGCAACCCAAUUCGAUUUGACCAUGUUGUCGAGUUUGUCGUCGAUUGAAAGGACUGAUAAGCAAUGGGAUACCCUGCUGGAUUCUGCGGGUUUUAAGAUUCUGGAGAAGAAGCCGUACGCUCCGACUGGUGAAAGUGUUAUGGUUGUCGUGCCAAAGGCUUAG
This is a messenger RNA of Glarea lozoyensis ATCC 20868, 1170 nucleotides long. RefSeq names its product S-adenosyl-L-methionine-dependent methyltransferase. The transcript is spliced from 5 exons. Lineage: Eukaryota; Fungi; Ascomycota; Leotiomycetes; Helotiales; Helotiaceae. Gene Ontology annotation, molecular function: O-methyltransferase activity. The record is from RefSeq and is a predicted model, not a curated record. Bases 1 to 1170 code for a protein of 389 amino acids.